Molecule: messenger RNA, 2775 nt
Organism: Jaminaea rosea
Lineage: Eukaryota; Fungi; Basidiomycota; Exobasidiomycetes; Microstromatales
Product: DNA repair helicase
Exons: 4
Coding region: 74-2641 (855 amino acids)
Biological process (GO): transcription by RNA polymerase II; positive regulation of mitotic recombination; nucleotide-excision repair
Cellular component (GO): nucleus
Molecular function (GO): hydrolase activity, acting on acid anhydrides, in phosphorus-containing anhydrides; ATP binding; damaged DNA binding
Source: RefSeq, a predicted model, not a curated record
CGCUCUCCUCCUUCCCUACCCUCAUCGUCAUUGUCGUCGUUGCAGCCAUCACGGCCGCCCCUCGCCGCCCAUCAUGCGCUUCUACAUCGAUGACCUCCCCGUCAUCUUCCCAUACCCUUACGCCUUCCCCGAGCAGGUUGCAAUGAUGAACGACCUCAAACGCACCCUCGACGCAAACGGCAAGGCAGUCAUCGAGUCCCCAUCAGGAACUGGCAAGACAGUCUCCUUGCUCAGCUUGAUCGUCAGCUAUCAAAUGCACUAUCCUGCUGCGCGCAAGCUCAUCUACUGCACGCGUACAGUACCCGAGAUCGAGAAGGUGUUGGCUGAGCUCAGUCGUUUGAUGGAGUACAGAGCGCGGUAUAAUCCGGGGGAGGAUGAGGUCAAGGACGAGGAUGGGGUCGAGAGAGAGUUACCCCUGCCAAAAGGGCAAGGUCAGCAUGAGGACAUCUUGGCGCUGGGGCUGUCCUCGAGGAAGAAUCUAUGCAUUCAUCCAAGUGUCAGUCGGGAGAGGCGAGGCAACGUCGUUGACGCGAGGUGUAGGGAUAUGACAAGUGCGUGGGCAUGCGAGAAGGGAAGGCAAGAGCCGGGCAGCGUGGAGCUGUGCGACUUCCACGAGAAUCUGGGAAAGCUCGAGCCUGGCCACCUGCUGCCGCAUGGCGUGUGGACGCUGGAGGACGUAAAAGACUACUCCCGCGAGCAAGGCAUCUGCCCCUACUUUGGCAUUCGUCGCAUGCUCCCCUUCGUCAAUAUCGUCGUCUACUCCUUCCACUAUCUCCUCGACCCAAAAGUUGCAGAGCAGGUCAGCAAGGAGAUGUCCAAGGAUGCCAUUGUCGUCUUUGACGAGGCUCACAACAUCGACAAUGUCUGCAUUGAGUCCCUCAGCAUCGACCUCACACGCCCUAUGCUGGACAGUGCGUAUCGCUCCGUCGACCAGCUAGCCAAGCGCGUCGACGAAGUAAAGAAGACGGACGCGGCCAAGCUGCAAGACGAAUACUCGAACCUCGUCGAGGGCCUCCAGCAGUCUUCCACCGAGCGAGAGGCAGAGACAUUCAUGGCCAACCCGGUCCUGCCUGAGGACCUGCUCAAAGAAGCCAUUCCUGGUAACAUUCGACGAGCAGAGCACUUCGUCGCUUUCUUGAAGCGAUUUGUCGAGUAUCUCAAGACGAGGAUGAGAGUGCUGCACGUCGUGGCAGAGACGCCUACGAGCUUUUUGCAGCAUUUAAAGGACAUCACAUACAUCGAGAGGAAGCCGUUGCGCUUCUGUGCAGAGAGGUUGAGGAUGCUCGUCUCGACGCUCGAGCUCACGAGGCUGGAUGAGUUUGCAGCCCUGCAGAAGGUGGCGGCAUUCGCAACGCUGGUGGCGACCUACGACAAGGGCUUCCUCCUUAUCCUUGAGCCCUUUGAGACAGAGAACGCUACGGUACCCAACCCCAUCUUCCACUUCACCUGCCUUGACGCAAGCCUCGCCAUCCAGCCCGUCUUUGAGCGCUUCUCCUCUGUCAUCAUCACGAGCGGAACUAUCUCGCCCCUGGAUAUGUACCCGAAGAUGCUCAAGUUCGAAACGGUUGUCCAGGAGUCCUAUCCCAUGACGCUCACCAGGCAGUGUUUCUUGCCGCUGGUCAUCACCAGGGGGAGCGAUCAGAUUGCUAUCAGCUCGAGAUUUGAGGUGCGCAAUGAUCCCUCGGUCGUGAGAAACUACGGCUCGAUCUUGAUCGAAUAUGCGAAGUGCAUCCCGGACGGCAUCGUCGCCUUCUUCCCCUCUUACCUCUACAUGGAAUCAAUCGUCUCCGCCUGGCAUGACAUGGGCAUCCUCGAAGAAGUCUGGAAGUACAAGCUCGUCUUCAUCGAGACGCCCGAUGCGCCCGAGACCUCUGUCGCACUGGAGAACUACCGUCGAGCAUGCGACAAUGGGCGUGGCGCUAUCCUCCUCUCCGUUGCCCGAGGCAAGGUGUCAGAGGGAAUCGACUUCGACCACAACUACGGCCGCGCAGUAGUGAUGUUCGGUGUGCCGUACCAAUACACCGAGUCGCGCAUUCUCAAGGCUCGCCUCGAGUUCCUAAGGGACAACUUCCGAAUCCGCGAAAACGACUUCCUCACCUUCGACGCUAUGCGCCACGCUGCGCAGUGUGUGGGGAGAGUACUCCGCGGUAAGUCGGACUACGGUCUGAUGGUCUUCGCGGACAAGCGCUUCGCACGGGCGGACAAGAGGAGCAAGCUGCCCAAGUGGAUUGCGCAGCAGAUCACGGAUACUCAUUCGAACUUGUCGACGGAUAUGGCCAUCGUGGAGAGCAAGCUCUUCAUCAGACGAAUGGCACAACCCUUCGAUCAGGGGGCGAAGGGUGGGGUCAGUCUGUGGAGUGUCAAGGAUAUUGAGGAAAGGCAGCGCAAGGAGAAGGAGCACUUUGAGAGAUUGAUGGCGCAGGAUGGGCUGGAGUUGGGAGAAGAUGGGGCCCUAGAUGGCGACGUCAUCGACUUCAAUGAUCCGGAGACGCUUGAGGCUGUCGAGAGGCAUGAGAGGGAGUUGGAGGCUAAGAGGGGUGGGUCGGCUGCACAGAUUGAGGAGCUGGCUGAUGGAGAGGAUGAGUUUGAUGGGCAGUUCGGGGACGGCAGGGAGCUCGAGGGAAUGGAUGUCGAUGCAUGAGCCGCAUGAUCGACUGUGUAUCAAGAUGUACUUUUAGACAAUCAUUUCAUUGCCUCUAUCGUCCAUCUAGAAGGUGAAAGCCACCUCGCACAGCCUAGGCACGCUGAAAGCGUCCUUGUCCUCAUGGAAAGCCC